Molecule: messenger RNA, 327 nt
Organism: Porites lobata
Lineage: Eukaryota; Metazoa; Cnidaria; Anthozoa; Scleractinia; Poritidae
Source: the annotation of a GenBank genome assembly
CCUGCUGAUACUACCAGACUUCCCGAGAGAGUGCAGCUGGGAUUGCUGGAGGACGCUAUUCGUGUAGAAGAGUUGAGAGUUACAACACCAGCAGAUGAGUGUGCUGAGCAGGCGACCUGUCUUCCAUCCAUCCCAAGAGAUCAGCUUUCCAUGUUGCAGCAGAAGGAUGCAGCAAUAGUGAGGCUGAAGCAUUACCGACGACAAAAGAAGCAAGAGACACGACAAAUCCUACAACUCGUUGGUUACCUGGACAGCAUUGCAGAGAAGGAUGGCUUGCUUUUCAGAACUGUGCGAAACAACAAUGACCAGUUGAAACAGCUCCUUGUA